CACACACACACCAUCUACCUGAGCUACAGAAAGCGUCCUCUUGCAGUCUUUCUCUGGAUAGAAUUUUGGAACUUUGGAUUUUUGGGAAGAAACUUGGUGGAUAUUAUGCUUCAUCACAUGGAUUAAUUUUUUUCAAUCUGGAUUACUUUAUUUCAUAAACUUAUUAUUUUCUUAAAGUUGUUUUGAAGUUGCAAGAAAUUCCUAGAAAGUUGGUGCAGUGGCUCUGCAGUGAUGGAUGCGCGAAGCUGGAGGAUUUGAACAGGACUGAAUGUGAGAGCGCGAGUCCGUGUCCAUGAUGCGCGCUUUCCGCGGAGGCUCGCGCUGCCUGCGCGCCGGAUUCCUGGCGCUCGUGCUGUUUUUGCUCGAGGCUCGAUGCGGGAGCAGCGCGUGUCCUGCGCCGUGCGCGUGCCACGUUCCCACCGAGGUGCACUGCACGUUUAGGUCCCUGAGCGUGAUACCGAGCGGGAUUCAGCCAGCUGUGAAAAGAAUUAACCUGGGAUACAACAGUCUUACAAUCCUAAAAGAACAUGAACUGUCUGGUCUGGAAAGCUUGGAGUUGUUAAUGCUGCACAGUAACACCAUCCAAACCAUUGAGGACAGGGCGUUCAGAGACCUAAAGGCUCUGCAGGUAUUAAAAAUGAGUUACAAUAGAGUCAAAGAGCUACAUAAAGAGACAUUUCAAGGCCUGGACAAUUUGUUGCGUCUCUAUAUGGACCAUAAUACCAUCGAAUUCAUCCAUCCAGAAGCUUUCUAUGGUCUGACGUCUCUUCAAUUAGUCAAUCUCGAAGGCAACAUACUCCAGCAGCUUCAUCCAGACACUUUUAUAACUCUGAGAUACAACCAGAUAUUCAAAUAUUCAUCAAUAAAGACCAUAUAUCUAUCAGAAAAUGCACUGACCACACUACCUGCUAAAGUGUUCACUGGUUGCUACCAGCUAGAGAAUCUCUUUCUCAGUGGAAACCCUUGGUCGUGUGAUUGUCGAAUGGACUGGCUUGCAGCAUGGAUCGAAAGAAAUCCAGGUGUCCUGAAAUGCAAAAGAGACAGGAAGUUUUCUGGAGAACAGAUGUGCCCCAUCUGUAAAUCUCCACUUACCUCCAGAGGCAGCAGUAUUAUUUAUCUGUCAAGUCAAUCCUACACAUGUUCUAAGCCAUGGAUUCAUUCCCAUGUGAAACAGAGAAAUAUCACAAUGGAGGAGAACAGCUAUGCCCCAGUUCUUCCCAAAGACUUUAUUGCUCCAAUUGGGGUGAUGGAAAUGAAAAUCACAGACCAGUAUAACAAUGAUGCCAAUGUUGCCUGUGUUGUACAGAGGCCAGGGGGAUUGGACAACUUGAAUGUAACCCAUGGAGUAAUGGGUGAUAAUGUUACAACACUCAGUGCAACUGUGACUACGUCACUUGUUUGUAAUAUUGAUUACGAUCACAUUCGUCAGCUUUGGGGCAUCUUGGCCUCUUACAGUGAUUCUCCAUUGAGACUUGAGAGGGAAUUACUUCUCACCAUGUCACCAGAAAUGAUCUACAAAUACAAGCAAGCAAGAUCAGCUGAUAGUGAAAUCUUCACAGAGAUUGAGGCAGAAAUUAAGGCAAAUCCUGCAUGGUUAAUGCAAGGUACAAUUAACUUACAGCUGGACCUUACUACCACUACAUAUUCAACACUCCACAUUAAAUAUUUGUCCAAUAUUGAAAUGAAUAUUGAAAGCAAUAAAGUACGAAGAGACCGAUUCAGCUGGACUAUGAUCAAAAAGCACAACCAGACUAAGACUGAGUUUUUAGUACUUUCUGGUGGUGUGGCUGAACUGAAAUGUGAGACCUAUGGUGAUCCCAAACCCUCCAUAGAGUGGAUAUUACCAGAUGGAAUCAAGGUGCGUGCACCAUAUAGCAGCGAGGACCGGAGGAUAGUAAUAUUAGAUAAUGGGAAGCUUACUUUAAGAGCAGCAGAUAGCUCUGAUGCUGGUAUUUACCACUGCAUUGCCACUAAUUAUUUAGAUGCAGAUGUACUUUCUUUUAGGGUUACCGUACUGUCCCCAGAUGUUGAGGAGGAGGAUGUCAAUGGGGUUCGGCUUUCACGAACAGUGGGUGGGAGCUUAGUUCUUGAUUGUGAAACAAACGGUGUCCCACAAGCCUCUGUCCAAUGGAUACUACCAGACCACACUGUUAUGGACCGGCCUUUUGGAAACAGGAAACUCUACCCAAAUGGUACUUUAGCAAUACAUCCACUGACUGAGAGAGACAGGGGGUUUUACAGAUGCAUAGCUGCUAACCAUCUUGGGGUAGAUUUAUUAUCCUCCCUAGUGACUGUUUCUAGUGAUGGGUCCAAAAUUGUGACACUGACCAGCAUAGAUGGGUCUGGUGAUGAUGUACAGCUGGGCAAAGACGAUAACCAUGUGAUUUUCCGUGAAGGUCUUUCUAGUAGAAUUAGCCAGGAAUCAAGAACAGUUACUUCAGACAGACCAUACCCUAGGCUCAGGCAUUCACUUCGCCAUGGAGUAACUACAAAUAGAAGGGGAGGUAGCAGACACACCGGGUGGUCUAGAAGGGUGUUUGACAAAGCAUCCAGGAGAGUAGACCCGGAGAGAUUAGCAGAUUAUAUCAAGAGAUCUCAAAAUAAGAAAUCAGGGAAAGAUACAGAUGACAGUAUAAACCCAUCAGAUAAAUCUCAAGCUAAAGUAGAACUUUCUGUUGAUGAUGAGACAGGUUCAGGGAGUAUAGUGUUUGAAGGUGAUGUUUCCAUGCCAGAUCAAGCCAAAUCAAGUACAGAAAAUCCAGAAGAUGUUUAUGGUAGUGUUAUGACCACAUAUCACCUACUAGAGGAUGAUCAGAAUAAGGCUGCUGAAAUCACAGAGAUACUAAGAGAUGAUCUAAGCAAUGUUAUAACAACAACAGAAAACAUGAGAACAAUAACAACAGGUUCCUACUCUUACACAGAUGCCAGCCCAAUGGUGCCAAGUGUUACUCUUAGCAGUUAUGAAUUUCAAAAAGAUGAGACAACACCAUUUAUAGCCACCCAAGAUUAUAAUGUUGGUCCUAGUAGUAGCAAAUCUUACAGUUCAGAAAGAAGCACAAAUACACCUUUGCAACCAUUUACCGUAAAAUUUAUGGUUACUGAGACCAUGGAUGAAAUGGAACUUCAAUUUUCUGGGGAUAUGCCAGAGACUGCAACUGAGGUACUGCCACAUCUCAACUCUCAGAUCCCUAAUGUGACACCAAUGAUGAAUCAACCAACACAAAGAGUGAAUCCAGUAGUACACAUGUCUACAGACCCUGAGAGCCAAACCACUUUUACAGCAGUCACUACAACAGAAAGAGAACAAGACGAGAUUACGGUUCAUACUACUCAAAGAAUCAAGUCUCCUCAUCUGCCCCCUGGAUCUACCAUCAUCUCCCACCAGCAAAUACACAUUAUUCCUCCUAAUAAAAAGCGGCCAGGAAGGAGACGUAAUUUAUUCAGUAGGCGCAGAAUUAUUCGGCCAAACAAGAUUACAGAUAUACAGUCCUUACUGGAUAAGCUCAAAAGGCCAUCUGUUGAGUAUGAGAGCAAUGCCACUGUCUCAUACACAGUGGAACUGACCACAAAUUGUGAUAAUGAGAAAGGAAGAAUGUCUACUGUAAAAUCCAUCCAAGAUUCAACUAGCAGAUCUCAAGUGUCGACAUCUUUAGGAAAAACGGAAAAAUUCAUCACAACAACUCUGAGCACCCCAUUUAUUACUUCAUCAAUGAUAUCCCCUAAGUCCACUACAUUUAAAAGUGAGGGUCAAUUGAAGUCUGAUAGUUCCAGUGAAUAUAUUCGCUCUACAAAUGUCCCUGAGCAAAAACCUACAGAAGAUCCAAUGACAGAAGUUUCAACCACUGUUGCAACUACAACUACAACAACUAAGGCUUCUAAAGUCAUACAGGGAAAGAUACCAUGGCAUAGAUUUUUCGGAAGCAAAGAGGGUCAGCGGGAAAUUCUUAAGAGACUUAGAAAACCAUCCAAACCAUCCCUAAUAAUAAAGAGCACAACAACAGUCAGAACCAUGACCACAACUGCACCAUCAAGGGUCUUAACUGCACUACCUACAGCUGAGUCAAUGGCUGCACCAAUGACUGCCAUGCCUCCUGUCACACAAAGAAAUCAAGGCAAUUUGGGGAUGCCCUCUGAUAACUUGUCAAACUUCACAGAAUCAAAGAAUUCUUAUGAGGUCAUCACAUUAUUUACAACUGUUAAUCCAUCCAGAAAAUACCACAAAACAACAGUAACCUACAUGCCAGUAACUACACCUAUGUAUGGUUCCAGGGUAUCCACAGCUACAACAUCCUACAUUACACCAAUUCCACCAUCCCUAACAACUACUAAAACGACAUACAAGGAAGAUACAUUUGAGUUCUCAGGCUCUUACUCUGGAGGGUCUGGGGGAUUUGGUGGUAGAUCUUGGGGAAAUCGAAAGCCAGGUUUCCACAGACGACGUUUCAGAGGAAGAAAGCCAGUUAAAAAAUCUACCACACAAGCUCCAACUACCAAAUCUGCUACAUCUGAAACCACCUCUUUAACGCCACAGACAACCUCACGAGUAACCAAGCCCUUGUAUAUACCUACUAUAGAGGUUGCAAGGUCCUCUAUACACUCAUCAUCUGACAUAAUAGACUCUGACAAGGAAGAGUGGAGAAACACAGCCAAACCUACCAACUUUCCAAAAACUCAUUCUAUAGCAAGUGAUCCUUCACCAACACAGAGCUUUUCUUAUACAACUAAUAUAGCAACGCCAUACAUCACACCACAAUCAGAAAACCAGAGAACCAAAGCAAGAAUGAACACAAAUAAAAGAAUUCCCCCACGAAGAGGUGGAAGGUAUCAAACUCAGAGACCUGUGAUUCAAAGAAUAAGGCCAAAUUUAACUAAUAGAAACAGGGACCAUUUUAAACAACCAAGAGUAACCGCUUCCCCUGACACUAAAAGGGAUGGAUCUAAAAAGAGGACUAGCACCGAGAAGACACUAACCUUUGACACAGUGACUGUCGUCACAGCAGAAGAAAACAAGACGAUCACGUCAUUUCCAUCCAUCAGUGAUAUCUCUAAUAAAAUUCCCAAUACUUAUGAUCACACCACAGUGUAUGACACUAUAUCAUCAACUACCAAUGGAUUUGAAUCAUCUACAAAGGAUGUAACAUCUAAGCCAAGAAUUGUUGGGGGACAUGCAGCCAGUUUUACAGUUGAGUCAAACUCUGAUGCAUUCCUUCCUUGUGAGGCUACAGGUAACCCUGAACCUGUCAUCAGCUGGAAACGGUUCUCCCCAAGCACAGGGACUACACUGACCAUUAAAGGAAAAGUUGGUAAACUUGAGGUGUUCGGGAAUGGAACAUUGUUGAUCCAGAAUGCAAAUGUCAAAGACCGAGGACAAUACCUUUGUCUGGCUGAGAAUGCUUAUGGGUCUGACAAACUCACUGUCAUGCUGUCAGUGGUGGCUUAUCCUUCCCGGAUAUUGGAGUCAAAGGUUCGAGAGAUCAAAGCCCACUCUGGUGAAACAGUUGAUCUGAAAUGCAAGACAGAAGGAAGGCCAGUGCCAGUUGUGUCAUGGAUUCUAGCAAACCGCACUCAAGUUAGGGGUCAAAACAAUGGUCAUGGCAGAGUAACCAUUACACCAGAAGGUACUCUGGUCAUCCAACAGGUGUCAGUAUAUGAUCGAGGACAUUAUAAGUGCAUUGCAAGUAACCCAGCUGGUAUAGAUACAGUGACUGUGCGUCUUCAGGUGGUGGCAGCACCCCCUGGCAUUUUGGAAGAGAAGCGGCAGCUGGUGAGGGCUGAUGUUGGGCAGAGUGUGUGGAUGCCCUGUACAGCACAAGGAGACCCUCAACCUACUACACACUGGGUUUUGUUGGAUGGGACAGUUAUAAUGCCACUUCACACCAGCUCCAGAGUGUACUCAUUUCCUAAUGGUACCCUUCACCUGAAAAGCCUGGAUAUCUCUGACAGUGGAAAAUAUGAAUGCAUUGCUACAAGUUCCACAGGAUCUGAGAGGCGAGUGGUCACACUAUCUGUGGAAAAAACAGAAAUUGCCCCCCAAAUAACUGAAACAUCAGGCCGGAGGACUGAGCUGGGAUAUGGCAGCCAACUUCGUUUGAACUGCUCUGCAACUGGCAUUCCCAAACCCCAAAUUAUUUGGAGACUUCCAUCCAAAGCCCUUGUGAACCAGUGGCACAGAAUGGGCAGCCGUAUCCAGGUGCUGGAGAAUGGCACACUUGUCAUUGACUCAGUUAGUGACAAGGAUGCUGGAGACUACCUUUGUGUUGCACGCAGCAAUGCUGGAGAUGAUCUACAACUAAUGAAAGUCACUGUGUCCAUGAAACCAGCUAAGAUUGAACCCAAGUUUGUUGGGAAGAAACAGGUACCAUAUGGCAAGGAACUAAAGGUAGACUGCAAGGCUUCUGGUGCCCCUGUACCAGAGAUUUCAUGGGGCUUGCCAGAUGGCACAUUGGUCAACAAUGCUCUUCAAGCAGAUGGCAGAAUAAGCAGUCGAUCCAAACGUUAUAUACUGUUUGAUAAUGGGACGCUUUACCUGAAUAAGGUGGGGAUAGAUGAAGAAGGCGACUAUACCUGUUAUGCAGAGAACACCUUAGGCAAGGAUGAAAUGCAUGUUCACAUCACGGUUGUGAGUGCAGCACCUCGGAUACGCCCCUCAGCCCUCACUUAUGCCAAAGUCAAGCCAGGAGGGAACGUCCGCUUUGACUGUGAGGCCAUAGGGGAACCCAAACCAAAGAUUCUGUGGAUGCUACCAUCCAGUGACAUGAUUGCUGCAUCAAAUGAACGAUACUUGAUGCAUGUCAAUGGAUCUCUUGAUAUACGCAAUGUAAAAUUAGCUGAUGCUGGAGAGUAUGUUUGCAUAGCUCGGAACGCUGCAGGUGACGAGAGCAAAGUGUUCAAGUUGGAGAUGGAUGGAAAUCCACCCAUCAUCAAUGGCUAUUACCAGAACAGGACAGUUGUUAAGGAUACAGCAGAAAAGUAUUCUAGGAAGUUAAUAGACUGCAAGGCAGAAGGAGAUCCUCCUCCAAAGAUCACAUGGAUAAUGCCAGACAAUAUCUUUCUUUCGGCUCCUUACUAUGGGAGCAGAAUUAUUGUCCAUUACAAUGGGACUCUAGAGAUCCGCAAUGUUAGACCUACAGACACUGCUGAGUUUAUUUGCAUGGCACGGAAUGAUGGGGGUGAAGCUGUCUUGGUAAUACACCUGGAGGUUACCAACCAACUUAUGAGGCCUAUCUUUAAAAACCCCUUUAACGAGAGAGUGGGGACUCGACUAGGGAAAACUACAGUACUUAACUGUUCUGCUGAUGGAAAUCCACCUCCAGAUAUGAUCUGGACUUUACCCAAUGGUACCCAGUUAACUGUAGGGCCUAAUGGAGGAUCUCAACAUCACCUGGGCAGUGAUGGCACAUUUGUCAUAUAUAAUCCGAGCAAAGGGGAUGCUGGCAAGUAUCGCUGUGCUGCAAAGAACAAGGUUGGGUACAUUGAGAAACUGAUUAUCCUAGAGGUUGGACAAAAGCCUUACAUUCUGACACGGCCACGAGGGAUUAUCCGCAGCAUGUCUGGAGAACCCCUGUUCCUACACUGUUUGGCUGAUGGAAGCCCUCGUCCCAACAUCUUCUGGACCAUGCCAGGAGGUCAUGUCAUAAGCCGUUCUCAGAUAACUGGUCGCUACCAGCUAAUGGACAAUGGUACACUGGUCAUCCAUCAGACCAAUUUACAUGACCGUGGGAAUUAUGUGUGCCAUGCAAAGAAUAAUGUAGGGGAUGCAGUUUUAACUGUGCCUGUCAUCAUAAUUGCAUACAGUCCCCGCAUCACUAAUGGACCCCCACCAAAUGUAAAGACAACAACAGGAACUUCAGUGCAGCUAAACUGCAUUGCUGUUGGAAUUCCAAAACCAGAAAUCACCUGGGAACUGCCUGACCGAUCUGUUCUCUCCACAGCCGGAAAGGGACGUUCUGCAGGCAGUGAGCUACUCCAUCCACAGGGCACGCUAGUAAUUCAGAAGCCAACAAGAGCUGACUCUGGCCCUUAUAAGUGCUUAGCAACUAAUAAUCAUGGGACAGACACCAGAGUCACAUAUAUGACAGUUAUUUAAAACAGGCAAUAACCAUCCACCAGUGCUCUUCAAAUCUUCAAACAGUUGUCAGAUGGCAAUAUUUCCAAAAACUGCUCUGUAUAUUAAGUGCUGUUAUGGCAUAUUUCAUAAUUUAGACGGCUAGCGGUAGUAAAUGUUCUACAUUUAUUUAACCAUGUAUCACUCUAAGAUUCGCAUGGGUGGUAUACCAAGAAAGAUGGAAAGAAGGAUGAAUGUGUGGAAUAGACUGCACCGAUCUGCUGUUUGGCAUGAAAAUAAAUUUGGGACAAGGCCCUAAGUCUGCAGUCUAAAAUAUGCUUUAUGACUGAGUAGUUUAAUGUUGAAAAGAUAUGUGGUACUAACCUCAGGUGCUAAUGCAUACAGAGCUGUUAUUGGCAUGGAUGAGAUUUCACUGUUUUAAUUGUUCUCUAAACUUUUAUUGCCCAUAUAAUAAGUAAUACAGUGAGCAGCUGACAUCGAUCACCUAUUUUUUUUUUUUCAAUGUCGUUUGUACUACAGUUUAUAUUGAUGUAAAAUAUUUGCAAGUUAUAACAUUUUAAGACUGAAUUAAUAUAUUUUGAGGGGACUUUUUAUGUGAAUGAUAGUAUAGAUCAGUAUACACAGAUAGUGGGCUUAUUCUUUUAUUUUACUAAAGCAACAAUAGUGUUUGUUACUAUAUAAAUUGCUUUUGAAUUCUUUUCACAAAUACUUAAAUCUGUGUUUCAUAUUUAUGUGGCUUUUAUACUUCAUAAGUUACUGCAUUUUCAACCUUAAAAAAAUAAAUUGUGUAUAUUUAAGAUAAUUAUACAUAUAUAUAAUACUAAAACUGUAUAUCCAUAAAACAAAUGUCAAGAUUACAUGUAUACAGGCCAGGUUUCUACCUGUAAAUCUGAUUCCUAACAUCUUGUACUUCACCAUUUUAUAGAAAGUAACAAUAAUAACAAACAUUCUUUUCGGUACUUAAACCUUGUUGUAGUACAUGAUGAUUCUAUAGAACAAUCAUAAACAUUUAAGAUAUUUUUUCUAUGGAAUGUCUGAAUGUUACUUUACUUGUGAAACCAGGAUUUUCUCCAGGAUAUUUUUCUAUAUUUUUCAGCAAUAUAUAUAAAGAGAUUGAUUGGUAAAGAAUAGAGCCAACAAAUGUAAGGUUGACAAUACCUAUUUCUACAUAUAGAGAGACAUGGCGAUGGAAACACACUUUAAAUUCUUAUAUGUUAAGUUAUGUUUAAAGAAUUUUCCCAAUUCCUAAUGGUAUAGGAAGGGCAAUUGUUAGCAUUAUACAAAUGAAUCAGAUAGCCCCAUUGUCCUUUUUACAUUAUUACUUGAAUUAGCACAAAAUCUUUGAAUUAUCACACAAAUGUGUACCAAACAUUAUUUUGCGGCAUUAUUUUACAUUAUUAUACAGCACAUACAGCCCAUCUCCAGCCUGCAUUUUGCUGACUCUUCAAGAGUUCAUUGAAAGUUACUGUUGAACUAUGAAUUUCAGUUUUUCUUGUUUUGAGACAAAAUGUGGUCCAGAAAAUACGUAAAUCAAGCUAGAAAAGGUCUUUUCCAUAAACACUGGAAUGUGGAAUUGGUUUGUAAGCCAGAGAAACUGCUAGCAUAUGUUCACAAGAACAAUCAAGCAGCAUUAGCUGGUUUGGCAAGAUAUACUGAGUAACAAACAGUAAUUUGGGGUAAGUUAUGUAAUGCUGCCUACAAAAGUAAAUCACUCAUAAAUUGUGUCAGAAAAAUGUCAUUUUUAGUACUGAUAUUUAUGUUUGAGCCCAAAAGGGGUAAUUGCUCUUGGGUCUUCACUCUCCAUAGACACCUUUCUGGCAGAUUGCUAGCUUGUGUGAAUUUACAAUGAGGCACUGAAAGAUUACAUUUGAUUGGCUCUGGUAACCAGGGGCUACUUUUGAUACUUCUAAUAUGUUUUAUCUGCAUAUACACAUUUGGCAGAUGCUUUUAUCGAGAGCAAUUUACAAUUACAAGCUUACAAAAGUGCCUGGGAUUUUAACUCACAGCCUUCUGAUCAAUAGCCCAAGCCCAAACAAUUGCAUCACCACUGUCCCUGGGUUUUCCAAGACUUUGACAGUAAAAGAAACAGUUUUUUUUAUAAUAUAUGAAUGUAAUGAUAUUACAAAUGUUCCCCUUUGUUGUACUGUAUUUAUUAACUCCUUGUUACAAAUGCAAGGUUCUUCGUAGUGGCACUGGUUCCCUUGAGUGGAGGGCAGAACCGCAUGAUGAGCUUAGCUCAUUAAAAUGAGCUCAUCUGGGCUGAAUUAGCCAGACUUUAUGAGCUUGCAUUUAGAAAGCCUUGCUUGCCUAGGAGCAAAACAAAAAUUUAAUACAGAAACUAUAUGAAAGUUUCAUUCAAGUUAAAUCAAAGGAAUUAAGACUUAUAUAGUUAUUAGAAAUAAUGAGUCUUAAAUACAGAAGUCACAUCAGUGUUGUCGAAACUUGGCAACACUUAGUAGUUAUUAGCAGUUUUUCUUGGUGGAUUUAGUUUUGAUCAAAUGAAUAAAGAAAUAAGAAAAAAGAGAGAUAAGAAAAAGUUUUAGCAUACAUUAUCUGUCAAAUCCAUGCAUGCUGUGUCUUGGGUAACAUCUGGCCAGUGGAUUCUCCCAGUUGGAGUGAGCGUUUUUGGGAUUCCAGCUGGCUGCAACACAGCACAUGAAGAGUAAUGGAAAAAUAAAGCUUGACCAUUUCCCUUAGAGGCUCUCUCUAAGGCCUGCCAUAUUUGAUACUAGUUCUCCAACAGAGUUUCUGGUCCAUAUGGGCAAACUCUGACCAACUCCUCAAAGGCCAUCAACAACUCUCACUCUCACUUCUGUAAUCUCUUCAUCUAAUGAGAUGAUCCUGAUUAAUAUGGACAUUUUAUGCAGUAUAUUGUAGAAAUUUUAGGUUUUAAUCAUUUGCCAUCUCUAGUGUGAUAUGACGUAUCCAGCAGUCAUAUGUUUUAAUGUGCACACACAACACAUGAAGGAAGAAGGUAGGAGAUAAUCAAUUACAUACAUGCAGUUCAGUCUGCUAAAUUAUCUGACUUAGAUUUGAAACUCAGUCCACUUCUUCAGAUUAUUUUGCUACAAGAGGCUAAAUCAUUUAAUGAUAGAUAUCAGGAAUUCAUUACAUUCCAUUUAACAAUUAUUUAAUUAAGGUGGCAUGGUGGUGCAGGAGGUAGUGUUACCACUUCAUAGUUCCACGGUCAUUGGUUUGAUUCUAAGCUCAGGUUACUCUCUGUACCCACCUGUUCUCCAUGUGCCCUGAUAGAUGGAUUGAGAUUGCCCCUAAGAGUGAGUGAAGUUUGUCUUUAAGCAACUUAAUUCAUUCAUCAGGUGUUUAUUCUUGCUUUUUAAGGAGUACUUCAUCCAUAAAUGUUAAUAAUGAAUCAAAACUGUGACGAAGUGACAGCUUGUUUGCAUGGAUUCAUUUGCCUAGCAUUAGUAUUAGCUCUCCAUUCAUUAGCAUGUUGAAGUAUUUCUGUAGUAUUAUCCUCACAGCAUACCAUUGCUAUAAGCUGUGUUUGGAUAUCUUUCACCCAGCCCACUAUGGUGAUACUGGAAUUUCACAACGGUGUUUGAAAAUCCGCACUUUGGUCCAACAGACACAAAGCAUAGAUUCAUCUUUCUGUUUCCAUCACAGGGUUUCCGUCCCAAUGUGAAGUAACACUGGAAAUUAGGAACAUAAAUUCGAAAGAAAGCAUGGUGCACUGUGAUGUAACUAAAUAUUUUUCACUGAACAAUUUCAGAUCAAACAUAUGAAGUUGCUUUCCUUGAUAAAUUAAGUUCCACACUGUAUAAUGGGCUCCAGAUGAUAGUUUAUAAGCUUGGCUUAACCAGAUGGACUGGUCAGCACCUUUCCCAUCUCAUUAUUACAUCCCCCAGGGUUCAUGCUCUGACCUUUAAAUAUAGACCACACUUUGUUUAUCUUACACCAAAUACGCAACAGCACACCUUUCUUGUGGAGCCAGGAAAAGCUUCCUCUCUCUGAGCUGAUGUUUCCAAUUCUCCAACCAGGCAACUCAAUACUGUGGUUAUGGUUCAUUAGGGACAGAGGAGCGAAGGGUCUGAACAUGUGUCUGCACCAUGUUGUUGUAGCAGUGGGUGGGCAGGGAAUGAUGCCGUCCUCUACUACACACUUACUCAAUGAAUGGAUCUUAGCUCAUGCUUUAAGCAACUUCACUUUGGCAUAGUCCAUCUGUUUCACAUUAGUCCUCAAAAGCCAUUUUAAUGGAGGGCAUUCUUGUCAAAUAUUGAUUUCUGUUGGCUUAAUUAGUAGUUCAUGGCAUUUGGUGUGAUUAAAGGUGUUUGUGUGGCAGACUGGGAAAACCCACUGGAAUGUCGUGGUUGCUGAAUUCUGGGAAGCAGACAAAAAAAAAAAAAAAAAAAAAAAAAACAAGAACAUACUUUGACUCCUUGACUUUACAAAUCAUAAAUUUAUAGUUCACCAAAACAACGUGGAAAUGUUUUAUCUUGCCUAGACUAUUUUUCUGCAAAGAUCAAGUUGGUUAAGGAGCCAGAUUGACAAACAUUGUGGGACAAACGGUCAGUCAGCCUAAAGAUUUCUAUAGAUUUCUAUAGUGUGAAUGUCAUGCUUUGAUCAAGUUGUUAGCUAUCCAGAGAUAGCUAGAGAUACAACUUUAAAAAUGACUUAUUUAACUCACCUUUAUUUUUUAAAUCCCAGAAAGGGUUAAAUACUUUGAGAGCAGUGUGUGCUU
Pangasianodon hypophthalmus (striped catfish) is the source of this 12764-nucleotide messenger RNA. It is a transcript of the gene igsf10, whose product is annotated as immunoglobulin superfamily, member 10. Lineage: Eukaryota; Metazoa; Chordata; Actinopteri; Siluriformes; Pangasiidae. Bases 293 to 8086 code for a protein of 2597 amino acids. The record is from RefSeq and is a predicted model, not a curated record. The transcript has 7 exons. Gene Ontology annotation, cellular component: extracellular region. Gene Ontology annotation, molecular function: protein binding.